This is a messenger RNA of Fraxinus pennsylvanica, 1158 nucleotides long. NCBI's taxonomy places the organism in Eukaryota, Viridiplantae, Streptophyta, Magnoliopsida, Lamiales, Oleaceae. The record is from the annotation of a GenBank genome assembly.
AUGGCAACUGGGCCUAAUCUGGAAUGCCGGAUGUAUGAGGCCAAAUAUCCUGAGGUGGACAUGGCCGUGAUGAUACAGGUGAAGAGCAUGGCGGACAGUGGUGCGUACGUUUCACUCUUGGAGUACAAUAACAUCGAGGGUAUGAUCCUAUUCUCGGAGCUGUCCCGCCGUCGAAUUCGUAGCAUCAGCAGUCUCAUCAAGGUGGGUCGGAUCGAGCCAGUCAUGGUCCUUCGUGUUGACAAGGAAAAGGGCUACAUUGAUUUAAGUAAGAGGAGGGUUUCUGAGGAGGAUAUUCAGGCUUGCGAGGAGAGAUACAACAAAAGUAAACUUGUGCAUUCCAUUAUGCGUCAUGUUGCUGAGACCAUGAAUAUUGAUUUGGAGGAUCUCUAUGUCCAUGUCGGCUGGCCAUUAUACAGGAAAUACGGCCAUGCAUUUGAGGCAUUCAAAUUAAUUGUCAAUGAUCCUGAUUCGGUGCUCGAUUGCCUUACCCGCGAAAUCAAAGAAGUUGGCCCUGAUGGCCAGGAGAUGACUAAGAUGGUGCCUGCCAUAUCUGAGGAAGUUAAAGACGCUUUAGUUAAAAAUAUCAGGAGAAGAAUGACCCCACAACCGUUGAAGAUUCGUGCAGAUAUUGAAAUGAAGUGUUUCCAAUUUGAUGGUGUUCUGCACAUCAAGGAAGCAAUGCGUAAAGCCGAAGCUGCGGGUAACAAGGAUUGCCCAGUUAAAAUUAAACUUGUUGCCCCUCCAGCAUAUGUCCUCAACACCCAGACUCUCGACAAGGAGCAAGGUAUUGCUAUUCUUAACAAGGCUAUUGAAGCUUGCAUGGAAGAAAUUGAACGUCACAAGGGAAAACUUACUGUUAAAGAGGCACCAAGAGCUGUGAGUGAACGGGAGGACAAACUACUUGCUGAGCAGAUGCUUAAGCUGGGUCGUGAAAAUGAGGAGGUUAGUGCAGACGAAGACAGCGAAGAGGAGGAAGAUACAGGUAUUAGGAGGGUGUAUGAAACCUGUACGGAAGUUAGUUUACAUAUUUGCAUUGCUCAUUUACUAUUGCCUUUGAGCUUUAUUCGAAUUUUGGACUUAGCGUUUAACAUUUUCAAUGGUACAUUUGUGUUAUAUGCCCCUCUCCUUCGAGGUUCUAGCUGCUGCUCCUUUACCUGA